This is a messenger RNA of Lytechinus pictus (painted urchin), 4103 nucleotides long. RefSeq names its product choline dehydrogenase, mitochondrial-like. Gene Ontology annotation, molecular function: choline dehydrogenase activity; flavin adenine dinucleotide binding. The transcript has 3 exons. NCBI's taxonomy places the organism in Eukaryota, Metazoa, Echinodermata, Echinoidea, Temnopleuroida, Toxopneustidae. The record is from RefSeq and is a predicted model, not a curated record. The coding region runs from base 1 to 1791 and encodes 596 amino acids. Gene Ontology annotation, cellular component: mitochondrial inner membrane.
AUGAUGAGUAUGAUCAGAUUGAGGCAGUUGCGCUUCAUUUCUGUUACAUCACACCAUCAGCAAUGGAAUUCACGAAGUAUCAGCACCAAGACAGGAGGAUAUGAUGAAGAAUUCUCUCAUAUCAUCGUUGGAGCAGGGUCUGCAGGAUGUGUUCUGGCAAACCGUCUAUCUGCCCGACCUAGCAACAAUGUUUUACUUCUGGAAGCAGGACCUGGUGACAGCUCGUGGAAGAUUCAGAUGCCAGCAGCCCUAAUGUACCCCCUCGGUACUAAAACCUACAAUUGGUACUACCACACAGUUCCUCAACGGCAUCUCAAUAACAGGGAGAUGUACUGGCCAAGAGGUAAGGUUCUGGGUGGUUGUUCAUCUAUCAAUGGAAUGGUAUACGUAACAGGGCAUGCUGAAGAUUACGAUAGAUGGGAAAGAGAGGGCGCUAUUGGAUGGUCUCACUCAGAUUGUCUACCGUACUUUAAACGUGCAGAGUGUCAUGAACUUGGUGGAGACGACUACCGAGGGGGCGGUGGACCUCUUCAUAUAUCCCUUGGAAAAUCUCAAAACCCACUUUUCAAGGCAUUCGUCAAUGCAGGAAAAGAGUGCGGAUACCCAUAUACAUCUGACAUGAAUGGAUAUCAGCAGGAGGGGUUUGGAUAUAUGGAUAGAACAAUUCACAGGGGUAAACGCUGGAAUACAUCUAAUGCAUAUCUUUGGUUGGGGGAUGUCCGAAAAAGAAACAACCUAUCAAUUCGUUCACGAUCGCAAUGCGAUAGGGUUUUGUUUGAGGGAACCAAAGCAAUUGGUAUCGAGUACAUGUGUAACAAAAAAAAGAAAGUUUCCAGAGCGUCCCAAGAAGUAAUUCUGUGUGGAGGAACAGUGAAUUCACCGCAGCUGUUAAUGCUAUCCGGUGUAGGUAAUGCAGACGAGUUAAAAGAGCUAGGUAUUCCAGUAGUUGCUCACCUUCCCGGUGUUGGUCGGAACCUUCAAGAUCACUUGCAACUCUAUGUCCAAUAUACUUGUAUAAAGCCUGUUACGCUUUACAAAGCACAGUGGAAAUAUCCCGUUAACAUGGCGGCUAUAGGUCUUGAGUGGUUCAUGUUUAAUACUGGUCUUGCAGCCACCAAUCAUGUGGAUGCUGGAGCUUUCAUUAGGAGUCGUGCUGGAGUAAAACAUCCUGAUAUCCACAUGCAUUUCGUGCCGACAAUGACUCAUAAGCAUGGACAAAUACCGGGUCACUGCCAUGGUUUCCAAGUUCACGUCAAUACACUAAGACCAACCAGUCGAGGAUCUAUCAAACUUAAGUCACGUGAUCCCAAGGAGCAUCCCCUUAUUGAUCCCAAUUACCUUGCCACGGAGAGUGAUCGUGAGGAUCAGAGGGAAAGUAUCAAGCUCGUUCGAGAAAUAAUUGGACAGAGGCCACUCGAUGAGUUUAGAGGAGAUGAAGUCACACCUGGAUCAUCGGCCCAAACUGAUUCUGAAAUUGAUGCUGUCCUUCGAGAGAAAGCUGAAUCAAUAUAUCAUCCAACCUCCACCUGCAAGAUGGGUUCUGAAGAUGAUCCAAUGGCUGUUGUAGACAGCAAUACCCGUGUCCUUGGCUUGGAGAAUCUUAGAGUUGUUGAUGCUUCCAUCAUGCCAAGCAUCACCAGUGCGAAUACUAAUGGCCCCACAAUUAUGAUUGCUGAGAAGGCAGCUGACAUCAUCCUUGGUAACAAACCACUUGAAAGAAUCAAUCUACCAGUAUGGAGACCUGCAUCUCUAGAAACCCAAAGAGAUGGACAACCUCUAGUCAUAGCCUGAUCACAUGAAUAAUAAUGCGUUUCUUGGCAUUGUGUAUUUUUCAAAGCUUUUUAGAAUUCAAAGGAAUAUUAAUCACCAGCAAUAUAUCGCAUUUUCCUCUACAUUCCAUCGAAACUCAAGACAACAUUGUGAUUCAAGUGAUGGAAUGAAUAAAAGCCAAAUAAAACUUAUUUGGUAAGAAGAUUUAGUACAUUCUUAGUGAGUGGGCUUAUGGUGAUAAUAACAAUGAUGUUAAAGAUAUAAUAAUAACAAUAGCAUCUCUUAUCCAGGGCAGCCACUUCGCAUAACAUGAUAUAUCAUAAAUAGGCACACCUUCUCAAUUUUAAAAUACCGAUCACCUGGCUAGAAGGCAGAGAGUCGCAUUUUUAUAAAGUUAUAUUUUCGUCAUGGCUAGGUAGGGGAUUAAACUUAAGUUCCCUCCUCCACGAGGCUAACAAUUGAGCGAUGUUUUACAACAUACCUUGCUCAAAUGAUAAAUGCUAAGUAGAAACCAUGGGUACGGUUUCCGCGAACAGGAAAUAUUGAGAAAAAAAAAGGAAAUGGGGAAAAGGAGGAAGGAAAAGGGUAAAAUAGAUUAAUGAUUUAAAUACUAUGUCAAAAUAUAUCAACACUUACAUUUUCAUUUUCUAUGCUAACUUGUGACUUUUUUCAAAUUUCUUUUUCCCCCACAGUUGGGCGUUUUAUUCAAUAAGACUUCAGUUUACAUGUACAUUUGUUUUCAUAGUCAAUGCACAAAAAUAAUCAGCUAGUGAUUGUUUAACAGUAAUACAACAAUAAAUAAUAAUAUAAAUUUUGUCAUGAAAUGAGUCAUUAUCAGUAUAUACAAUAACAAACAAACACAUAAUUACAAUUUAUGUAGAGAACCAGAAUAAAGAUGCAAAACCGUAUUGAAUAAACCGAUUACAAAUCUUUUCGACAUUAGUCGAAAAGAUUAAUGAAAUCUGACCAACAUUUUUCGAAAGAUCUCGCUUCAUAUUUUCACAUGACAUAGCUUUCUCGUACCAAAAUAUAAUUCUUAACCUCGUUGAGGAUUUCUUUGUGGCAUAAGGCGAAUUCCAGCCAAUUAAAUUUUAUAUAUCAUCCAUUUUGCCCAAAUGGUAAGUGUAUUUAAGGCUCUACUAUACUCAAUGGGAGUAAUUCCAAAAAGAACAUUUUCUAUACAUGAAGUCAAUUUUAAUACUAAUUUGCAUCUCUCAAACAAUCUCAUGUCAAGUGGCAUUCAAAGAACAGAUGUUCAAUAGUUUCGUAAUGGAAGGAACAGAAUGUACAUGUAUUACUUGAUUUAGCCUAGAUUCUGCACAAAUACAAAUUUGUUGGAAUAGUACAAUUAACUAAGCAGUAUUGAAACCACCUGAUUGUAACAUUUUGCAUCAAAUUAUUGAAACGGUAUAGAAUUAAAACAACGCCAUUUCUCUAGUGAAACUUGUUCUCGGAUUUUCUCUUCCCAUCUUUCUUUUAUUUAAAAGUUAUUCGAUAUCUUUCUUUCACCAUUGGCAUGCGAAUACUUUUACACCCUUUACUUUGUUUCAUUAAAAUACUAAUGACAUGUGAUGGUCUUGGUUGAGUUGUUAACUAUCUAUUUGUCAUAUAUCCACGUUUCACAAUCUCUUUACUAUGUUUAUCACUCCAUUCGCGUUUUACUAUCCCUUUAUCAUGUUUACCAUUCAACUCGAAUUUACAUUCUCUCUGUAAACUAAAACACAUUUAAAACAAAGAGAAAUGCAUUGUCAAAGUGCCACUCCGUACCCCUUAGAAAGACACACCCCCCGAUAGUAUUAUCAAUAUGUUGCUUAUCGAUAUGUUUAUAUGGCUUGGAUGAUCAUGAUGAUAUUGAAUGUUUAAUUUGACAAUGCAAAGUGCAGUAUAAUGCAGUAAAAAUAAAUAAGAUCUGUCUGUAUACCUUGAUCUUCGUACUUCUCUCCCGUCAGACGUCAGACAUGUCAAAUCAAUCUAAUUUGAUAAGUCAGUAAUUGAAGUGAAUCAAUCUAUGAAGUUGUAGUUACAUAUAUAAUACAGUAUUACAGAGAGAGGUAGAGAGAGAGAAUUUAGAGCCAGACAGAAUGAUUGAUAAGGGGAUGGGAAUCUGGGAAUGCUUGCGUGCUUGUGAGCGCGUAACUCGGUGGGAAAAAUAAUUUCGCGUCCCGGGGGGGGGGGGGGGGGACACUCAGUAUAUAAUGCAUAGUGGGUAUGUGCCGCGGAGGGGACCCCCAUUUUUAAAUUCAAAUUUCCGUUCCAAGGCAAAGCAUUUUUGUCUUUUUGAGAAAAAGAACAAAGAAAGCCGCUCCAAGGCAUAGCAUUUCCUUCUUAUCGAG